Xenia sp. Carnegie-2017 is the source of this 686-nucleotide messenger RNA. RefSeq lists its product as uncharacterized. The record is from RefSeq and is a predicted model, not a curated record. NCBI's taxonomy places the organism in Eukaryota, Metazoa, Cnidaria, Anthozoa, Malacalcyonacea, Xeniidae. Bases 189 to 686 code for a protein of 165 amino acids. The transcript has 4 exons.
UUGCUUUUCACAACAUUAUUGGUGUAUAAUUUCGUAGGAGCACAAUACUCAUAAAGUAUGCCUAAACAUGUUUGCUCUAAAGAAAUUUGUUGUGUAUUUUAAAUGUUUAAUGAUUAUUAGUGUAUCACCGAAUCGUUAAAUUGGCUUCAUUAUCGUUGGGAAAUUGUCUAAAGACAAAAGGAUAAAAAAUGAUGCGUUUUGUUGUCAUCUUGUGGUUGAUGCUGGCCGUGACUCUUAAAUUGGCCGUCAAAUCGGGAUGGAACAAAAAGUUUGAAUUUUGUGAAGAUAAAUGGAAUGUGUUUGUUCAAGAAAAAAAUAAAUUGGAAGAAAGGUGCGGAAAUUUGUCUUUAACUAAUGGUUGCAUCGAAGAGAAAAAUUAUCUUUUGGAACGAUUCAGGAUGUUCAGUGAAAUUUGUCCACUUGAAGGUAAAUGUUCGUGUGCAAAAAAUGUCGUGAACAAAAUCCUCGAAGGUCGGAAACGAGUAGCAAAUAUAUCUUGGAGUGAACCGGAAAACUUCACUUGUUCCCAUAAAUACAUAAAAGAAGGAGAGGAAAAGCCGAACAUUAGUUCUCCACAGUGGUUCUUAAUAGGACAGCACAAAAUUCCGUACAAGUACUUUCUAUAUGGUGGAAAAAUUUCAACAUGCUAUGUUCAUAUUAACAUUAACAUAAAAAAAGUUGUUUGA